Rotaria sp. Silwood1 is the source of this 306-nucleotide messenger RNA. NCBI's taxonomy places the organism in Eukaryota, Metazoa, Rotifera, Eurotatoria, Philodinida, Philodinidae. The record is from the annotation of a GenBank genome assembly.
AUGGGUGACUACUCGAAAGCACUUGAAUUUUACGAAAAAUCACAUCAAAUCUACGAAAAAGCUCUGCCUUCGAAUCAUCCUCAUUUGGCUAAAUCAUACGGCAACAGCGGUCAAGUGUAUAAUAACAUGGGUGACUACUCGAAAGCACUUGAAUUUUACGAAAAAUCACAUAAAAUCUUCGAAAAAGCUCUGCCUUCGAAUCAUCCCUCAUUGGCUACUUCAUACAGCAACAUCGGUGGAGUGCACAGCGACAUGGGUGACUACUCGAAAGCACUUGAAUUUUACGAAAAAACACUUAAAAUCGAC